Penicillium egyptiacum is the source of this 501-nucleotide messenger RNA. Lineage: Eukaryota; Fungi; Ascomycota; Eurotiomycetes; Eurotiales; Aspergillaceae. The record is from the annotation of a GenBank genome assembly.
AUGCCUUUCACUCAGAACAACAUCAGACUUCAACUGUGUUUUCAAAGCUUCCAACAAUUCAUUGCUGCAAAUAACAUCAUUGCAUUUUGCAAAGUUUCCUCCAAGGACUUCAAAAUGAAGUUUACCAUUGCUGCUAUCAUGCCUCUUGUGGUAGUCACUGUCUCUGCCACGCCUCUUGAGGUCCGCCAGUCCAACCAAGUCACCGCAGCUCUAUCCAAUGACCAAUCUGGAGCAUAUGCUAGCGUAACAUUCCAAGCCGAUGACACUUAUAAGAGCAUCUUCUCCCUCUUCAGUGGUACCUCUGUUGGGGCAGGUGGUACCGUCAAGGCAACCGCCGCCCAGCUCACCAACUUUGCGCAAUCUAUCAAUUGUGUUAUCAAGAACAACGACGCUACCAUUGGUACCUUGACUGCCCAGAAAACCUAUUUGGAUCUAGAUGGAAGUCCCCACGCUGCCAUUCCAAUCAACCUGGACAAUGCUGAGAUUCUCUGUCGUGUUUGA